Messenger RNA from Oldenlandia corymbosa var. corymbosa, 2804 nucleotides. Lineage: Eukaryota; Viridiplantae; Streptophyta; Magnoliopsida; Gentianales; Rubiaceae. The record is from the annotation of a GenBank genome assembly.
UAUUUAUGAAGUUAAAUCUACAACAUAGUCCAAACUUCCAGUAGGCAUCUCCGUUACGUUUUCCGCCUUUUCAAUAUAUUUAUAUUUACUGUAAUUUACUAAUGAAUUAUUUUAUUCCCAAAUAUUUCUCUUUUUAUUGUUUUUCCAAAAAAAAUGACUUUAUAUUGUGAUAUGAUUGUAUCACUAUGUCACUCAUCAACAUCAUCGUCCUUCCCCCAAAAUUUUCUGCCUAACAAAUCCCAAUUCCUUACUAGGGUUUAUACUCACCCUCUCUUUUCCCGGAACCCCCAAAUUGUAUAAUUUCAUCUUUUGAUUCCCAUAACUGAUUUCGCUUUGUUUGAAGUUGAUCGCUUUGAUUAUGGGUGUCCACGACGCGAUCAUCAUUGAUUCCGAUUCCUCUUCCGCCGCCGCCGCCGACGACGAUUGUUGCUUCGACGAUGACGACGGCGCUUCCUCCCCGUAUGUUUCAUCUGGCUAUGGUUAUGACGACGACGACGAUGAUGAUGAUGAUGAUGUUGAUAUGAAAUUGCCGGAGGAGGAAACAAUUCAGCCGAAUCGGGUCAGCAAGUCCUACUCUUUGUUGACCGAAAACGAUAUCCGAAUUCGUCAGGAGGAUGACAUCAAUAAAGUCUCCUCUGUUCUCUCCGUUUCCAGGGACGCCGCCAGCCUUCUUCUCCGCCGGUAUAGCUGGAGUGUCACCACAGUCCACGAGGAGUGGUUCUCCGACGAGGACAGAGUCCGUAAAGCCGUUGGAUUGUUCAACGGCGGGGACAAAGCUUCCACCUUUGCCAUUCCUUGUUGUUGUGGGAUAUGUUUUGACAGCUUUGCUGAUCGGAAUUCAGUCAUGGCGGCGGCUUGCGGCGAGCAUCCCUUUUGUAAAGAGUGUUGGGCCGGGUACAUUACCUCGGCUAUCAAUGACGGGCCGGGUUGUCUGGCCCUUAAUUGCCCCGAACCGUCUUGCAACGGAGCCGUGACAGAAGGGAUGAUUAAUGAUCUGGUGUCGGAGAAGAGCAAAGAGAAGUAUGAUAAAUAUUUAAUUAGGUCCUAUGUUGAGUUAAAUAAUAGGAAGACGAAAUGGUGCCCUGGCCCGGAAUGCGAGUUGGCCGUCGAAUUUGACACUGUGGGUGCAGUCGGAUUCGAUGUUAAUUGCAAGUGCGAUCAGGCAUUCUGUUGGAAGUGUACAGAGGACGCUCACCGCCCGGUGGAUUGCGACACGGUGGCCAAAUGGAUCACCAAGAAUAAUGCCGAGUCCGAGAACACGACUUGGAUACUUGCUUAUACCAAGCCUUGCCCCAAAUGCAAGCGGCCAAUCGAGAAGAACAAUGGUUGUAUGCACAUGACUUGCCGUGUGCCUUGCAGGUUUGAGUUUUGUUGGUUGUGCUUAGGUUCGUGGGCUGAUCAUAAUAAGAGGCUCGUCGCCGGGGGCGCUUACACUUGUAAUGGUUACCUGGUGAACGAAUCGGGCGAGAAAAGUGCAGUGGAUGAGACUGAGAUGAAGAGGCAGAUGGCUAGGAAGUCUCUGGAGAGGUACACACAUUAUUACGAGAGAUGGGCCGCAAACGAGGCCUCAAGGAAGAAGGCGAUGUCGGAUUUGUGCCAGAUGCAAAAGGUCCAUAUUCAGAGGCUGAGUGACACCCAGCGUACACCAGAGACACAUUUGAAGUUCAUUGUGGAUGCGUGGCAUCAGAUCAUCGAGUGCAGGAGGGUGUUAAAGUGGACUUAUGCCUAUGGUUACUAUUUGCCUGAGAAAGAGAUUGCCAAAAGACAGUUUUUUGAGUUCAAUCAAGGUCAGGCGGAGUCUGGCCUUGAAAGGCUGCAUCUUUGUGCAGAGAAAGAAUUGGAGACUUACCUCAAAGAAGAUAAGCCUCACCCCGAGUUCCUUAAUUUCAGGACAAAGUUAACGGGUCUAACUGCUGUGACCAAGAGUUACUUUGAUAACCUGGUUAGAGCAUUAGAAAAUGGUCUUUCUGAUGUUGCAGGAGGGCGAGGAACGGGGGCUUGUAGUAGUGCGUAUGAUGCAUCGGGGAGCAGCAAAAAGGUUGCAGGACGGAAGCGAAAAACACUGAUAAUCUGAUUUAAUCUGCAACCAUGUAGCACAUGACCCGCAGUGUCGUCGGCCCAAUAUCUGCUGGGAGCUGGUUAUCUAUUAGAGUAUUUAACAGAGUACAGGAAGGUGAAUUGGUUGGGGUUUUUGCUGUUUGAUUUAACUCUUUUUGAAGUAGUAGUACAUUGUUAUUUAUAGCGAUUUAAGUCUGAUAAAUCUGUUUUCUUGUCUAGUGAAGAUGGAUAUGUCAUACUGAACUAUCAGCAUGUUUUUAUUAUAUAAUAAUUAUAAAUGCAGGGCGGGAUUGGUAGGUAGGUGUUCAUCCUGCUUCUUUGUUCGUAAACUUUCGUUUCAUUUUCAGUAAGACCCUAAGAAAACUGGGGGGAAAGAUAGGUGGACUGCUCAAACUGACCUGGAAUGGCAAAUUUGACAGGUGGUUUUGUUGAAAAUGAAUUUGGGACAUUUUCAGUAGGUGCCUUCAGAAUUCAACUUCCAUUUUCUGAUCUUAAGUAUUAGGGACCAGUCAGAAAUCCGAAUAUACUUGCAAUCACCUUCUCAAUGCUCUGUAUUUAGGAAGAAUUUCUGAUUGCCUUUUUUAGUGGACUGGGCCAAGAUAAUCUUCCUCAGUCAAAGAAUGGCGAGAACCUCCAAGGAUCCCUUAACACCUCCAUCCAGAAACCAUGUAUAUCUUUAAAUGUCGGCCUCCUCAGCAAAGAUGAGGAAAUCAGAAAUUAUGAGAUCGGAGAGAAAGAGAGGGAGC